AUGCAGACGUGUGUGAGACAGUCAGACAGACAGACAGACAGACAAAUGGAGAAUGAGUCUCUGUGUUCCCACACGAGUGAGUGUCUGCGUAAGAAGAGGUUUCUGUGGCUGCGUGUUGCUUUCCAUCCCCGGGUCUCAGACGGUGACAAUGUGAGGGCCAUACCAUCAUCAGGCGCUGGCCCAGGGAACCGCUCGGGCUUACAGCCUCCAAUGACAGCAAUGGAUACCCCCAGAGGAAGGCCCACCAGCAACAGGAACCCACCUAUGAUCAAAGCACCAACUCAGGCCGGGAACUAUAUGACCCUUCCAUCUACUCUGGCUCAGGGUCUGGUGCAUACUUGGUGCUCUAAGAACGUUGCCUGCAUGAUCAUUCCUGAAGGAAUCUCUAAGCCCUCACUGGCAAAGCUGCGGUACGCUUGCAGCGCAGGCACUCGGGGAGCUGCUCCAUUCCCCCUCUUCCCAGCACCCCAGGACAUUUAUUGCAUGGCCCACCCUUCUAUCCAGCUGCCCAGAGCAACUGUUCAGAGUGAAAGGAAGCCUUUUGAUGUGCAGCGGGAGAAACCAACCAAUUGUGCAGCUUCAACAGAAAAAAUAUACAUCAGGAAAGACUUAAGAAGUCCUUUGAUAGCCACACCAACUUUUGUAGCAGACAAAGAUGGAACAAGGCAGACGGGCCUUCUUGAUCCAGGAAUGCUUGUCAAUAUCCAACAGCCUUUAAUACGUGAUGAUGGCACAGUCCUCCUUGCUGCUGACUCCAAGGCUGAGACAAGCCAGGGUGCUCUAGGCACAUUGGCAAACGUAGUGACAUCCCUUGCCAACCUCAAUGAAUCUCUGAAUAACGGUGACCCUUCAGAAAUCCAACAAGAGGACCAAUCAGCAAGUGAGAUCACUCGGGCAUUUGAUACUUUGGCAAAAGCUCUUAACACCACAGAUGGCUCUUCAACACCAAACUUAGCAGAUGGGAUGGAUCCUACAGGAGGAGGGAACAUUCAUGUCAUCAGUAGAGAUCAGUCAACACCCAUCAUCGAAGUAGAAGGACCCCUACUUACAGAUACACAUGUCACAUUUAAACUUACAAUGCCUAGCCCAAUGCCAGAGUAUCUCAAUGUACAUUACAUCUGUGAGUCAGCAUCAAGGUUGCUGUUCCUCUCAAUGCACUGGGCCAGAUCCAUUCCUGCCUUUCAGGCCCUCGGUCAAGACUGUAAUACAAGCCUGGUCCGUGCCUGCUGGAAUGAGCUCUUCACCUUGGGGCUGGCCCAGUGUUCCCAAGUGAUGAGCCUCUCCACUAUUCUAGCAGCUAUCGUGAAUCACUUACAGAACAGCAUACAGGAAGAUAAACUUUCUGGUGACAGAAUAAAGCAAGUCAUGGAACACAUCUGGAAACUUCAGGAGUUUUGUAACAGUAUGGCUAAACUUGACAUUGAUGGGUAUGAAUAUGCAUACCUUAAGGCUAUCGUCCUUUUUAGCCCUGAUCAUCCUGGUUUGACCAGUACAAGCCAAAUAGAAAAAUUCCAAGAGAAGGCACAGAUGGAGUUACAGGAUUACGUACAGAAAACCUAUUCAGAAGACACAUACAGGCUGGCUCGGAUUCUUGUUCGUCUCCCAGCACUUAGAUUGAUGAGCUCCAGUAUUACUGAAGAACUCUUUUUUACUGGUCUCAUCGGCAAUGUUUCAAUAGACAGCAUAAUCCCCUACAUUCUGAAAAUGGAAACCGCAGAGUACAAUGGCCAGAUAACAGGAACGAACUUAUAGUGGGAACAACACAACUUCAUGGAUCAAAAUAAUUUUCAUAGAACCAGUAACCACACCAUUAAGAUAUAAAGAAAAUAAAAAUAGUGAUAUUUUGGUAUGUACAGAUAUUUCCCGUAUGUUAACCAUUUCCUACCUGAUUUCUUCUUGUCUAGGAGGCCCCAACAGUAGCUACUGAAAGCCUAGGCUCCUUUUCUGCCACAAGGAAUAUUUUAAUGACUUUUGAUUUCAAAAAAAACAAAUAAGGUGUCAGAUUUCUGAGUGACCUUUUAACUCACUUUUUU
Gracilinanus agilis (Agile Gracile Mouse Opossum) is the source of this 2033-nucleotide messenger RNA. RefSeq names its product nuclear receptor subfamily 2 group C member 2-like. Bases 1 to 1752 code for a protein of 583 amino acids. The transcript is spliced from 12 exons. Gene Ontology annotation, biological process: cell differentiation; positive regulation of embryonic development; positive regulation of transcription by RNA polymerase II. The record is from RefSeq and is a predicted model, not a curated record. Lineage: Eukaryota; Metazoa; Chordata; Mammalia; Didelphimorphia; Didelphidae. Gene Ontology annotation, molecular function: nuclear receptor activity; RNA polymerase II cis-regulatory region sequence-specific DNA binding.